Molecule: messenger RNA, 1014 nt
Organism: Saccostrea echinata
Lineage: Eukaryota; Metazoa; Mollusca; Bivalvia; Ostreida; Ostreidae
Exons: 3
Coding region: 12-773 (253 amino acids)
Source: RefSeq, a predicted model, not a curated record
CGAAUAGUACCAUGUCGUUUUGUAGGUGUAGUUUUGCCGCUCUUGUCAUAUGGUUGGUUAUUGAGAGCUGUAGUUGUACUUCCAAAGAAAUAAGGGUUCUUGGAAAGCCAAAAAUAAGGCCUUUAUAUCUGAAUGUCUCUGAGUGGAAGGGAGACAAUGUAGUAACUAUGCAUGGAAGAUUUCAGUGCCCCCCAGACACAACAGCAGAAUUUUCUGGGAAAACUAUCAGCUUUGACAACGUUUCGGACUCAAUGGAUGGUUCAUCGAAUUUCAAAAUGGUUCUCUUUGAUGACCGAUGGGGUUGGCUGCCCCGACUUACGUUGAGUUCAAAAUCUGCGUCCGAAGAAAUGCAUAUUUAUUUGAGUGACGUAGUAGACGACAAUGUACAGACAAGUUUUUUGGGAACAAACUGUUUAGUUGGAAUAAACAGGUCAUCAGAAAAGCAAUCUACAACAUACACUUCUGUUAUUCAGAGCUGUAACAACGCUCCAAUAAUCGAGAAGUUUAACAUUGGACUGAAUAAGUCUGGUGAGAUUAUAAGGCUUGAUUCAGACGUAUACUGCUAUGGUUCGAAUGACGAAUAUGGGAAGUAUUUCAAAUCGAGGUGUUCCAUGUAUAUAUCCAACGAUCCUUUGUAUGUCACAUUUUACGAAGAGAACAUGGCUGCUGACAAUAUUGAGUUGUACUAUCUCACCUACCAGUUCGACCCUGUUGGACCUUGCAGUCACAACUGUAUUUCAGACAUCAAAAGAUGGUUUUUCUCAGUCGUUUAGAUUCAGCAAGUAUCUUUUUUUUUGUAAAAUCACUUUUUUUAUGUGGCGUUAAAUUUUCGAGUUUUUGGAAAAAACGAUUGAUUUUUAAUUAUUGCUUUCAUGGAUGAAUAAUUGCUGAGUGUGAUGUUGAGGACAUUUUGCAUUUCCUGGUGGAUAUGAAUUCGGAUGUCUCUUCUUACCUUGAAAGAGACGAAAAAUUAACCCCGAAGAUUUCACAGUAUUAAUAAAAUAAAUGAAGAAA